UACAAACGUCUUGUACCGAGUUGUCAUUUUCAUUAUUUUAAACAUUUUAACUAAAGUUAUUUUAGUGAAUCGUUAAAACUUUUUUUAAGCAUUAAUACUUUAAAUUUAUUAAACAAAAAUCAACAUUUUGAAGAACGUGUAUACUGUUAGUUAUUGGAUCUUUACUCCCGCGUAAUACUAAAACAGGGACGAGGGCUCUAUAAAUAAGACCAACAACAACUGACGAUCAUCAGUUUACCACAAUUCUGCAAACCAUAUCCACACUUAUUUGAACAUUCAUUUAAGCAAGAAUACCAACAAUGAAGAUAAGUAUGUAUUUGAGUGUAAUCCUCUUGGCAUUAGUGAUCAAAGUUGUAACAGCUAAUGUUAGACUCCAACGUUCACCUCAGCAAUACUGUGGUUCUAAAUUGGCAGACAUCAUGAAAGCUCUAUGCAAUACCAAGUACAAUGUACCAAAAGGACAUAAAAGAAGUGAAAUCGAUUUUGAUGUAUGGGAUUACAAAGACCUCGAAGACUACAAUGCUGUUGACUACCCAUAUAUAAAGAAAGAAGACAUUUCAUUUAUGCCCUCUCGUUUUCGGCGCUCUGUCAAAAGAAGUAUCAUCGAUGAAUGCUGCCGCAGACCCUGCUAUUUAUCUGAACUAAAAUCUUAUUGUGCAAGUCAGUAGUGAUUGACUUAUUUAUAAGUGAUUUUAGACACUGAAUAAACCAUUAUUAUAGAAA
Acyrthosiphon pisum (pea aphid) is the source of this 723-nucleotide messenger RNA. Its product is annotated as Insulin-like peptide 3. The record is from RefSeq and is a predicted model, not a curated record. The transcript is spliced from 4 exons. Gene Ontology annotation, cellular component: extracellular region. The coding region runs from base 300 to 668 and encodes 122 amino acids. Gene Ontology annotation, molecular function: hormone activity. Lineage: Eukaryota; Metazoa; Arthropoda; Insecta; Hemiptera; Aphididae.